AUGCCUCGUCUAAACCCCCUCUUCCUCUUCUCCCUCACAGUUGCCCUAACAGCCUACAUGCUCUCACCAACCCUUCGCGCCUUCCUCACGUCAGUGACGACAACUCUCACAAACUCACCCUCCUCUCAAUCUCCAGACUCAUCAAAAAUGAAGAAGCCUCGAAUGCCAGUCUACUUCUUCUCUCACGGCGGCCCAGACGUGAUGUACAACAAAGCCCACCCAGUCUACCCAACCCUCCAGCACAUAGGGCGCGAAAUAACAUCCCUCAAAUCCACCGCAAUCCUAGUCUUCUCAGCCCACUGGCAAUCCCCCUCCCCCUCCACAAUCUCAAUCAACGCCGCACCCGGCCCCGCGCCCCUAAUCUACGACUUCUCAGGCUUCCCCUUACACUACUACUCCGCAACCUACCCAAACACCGGCUCGCCCUGCCUAGCAUCCCGCGUCUGCUCCCUCCUCUCCGCCUCAUACGACAGCAACAUCACCUGCGUACCAACAACAGACCGCGGCCUAGACCACGGCGUAUGGGCAGGCUUCCACGUAGCCUUCAACCCCUCCACAAACCCCCUAAAUAUCCCACUAGUCCAGGCCUCUCUCUUCCGCUCAGAGGAUCCAGACGCCCACUACCGCCUCGGCGCCGCUCUCUCCGCCCUUCGCGACGAAGGCGUAGUCAUCAUCGGCGCGGGAAUGUCCGUCCAUAACCUCUACCACAUGAGCAGCGACCCGCGGUCCAUGCCAUACGCCGUCAGCUUCGACGACGCGCUCAAGGAGGCCGUCGAGGUCGCCAACGUCGGCGAGAGGCAGGAUAAGAUGGCCCAAGUUUGCAGACGACCUGAUGCCAAGCAGGCUCAUCCGUACAUGGAUCACCUCAUGCCCAUUCACGUAGCUGCCGGUGCUGCGGGAGAAGACCGCGGUAAGCAGCUGUGGACCAUGAAGGAAGGCAGUUUCGCGUGGGCUCAGUACCGUUUCGGGGACGUCCCGAAACCUGUGAUAUGA
Molecule: messenger RNA, 993 nt
Organism: Colletotrichum phormii
Lineage: Eukaryota; Fungi; Ascomycota; Sordariomycetes; Glomerellales; Glomerellaceae
Product: Extradiol ring-cleavage dioxygenase, class III enzyme, subunit B
Exons: 2
Coding region: 1-993 (330 amino acids)
Molecular function (GO): oxidoreductase activity, acting on single donors with incorporation of molecular oxygen; zinc ion binding; ferrous iron binding
Source: RefSeq, a predicted model, not a curated record